AGUGAAGUCAUGGGAUCGUUCAGGAACCAGUAUUGCAUCCUGGUGCCUUUGGUCUUCCUUUUGGGAGCUUUGGCUCAUCGAGCCGCGGGUCGCGCCCUCCAGCGAGACGAUCCCAUGUACGAGUUGCACGAGCAGUGGGUGGCCCGUUACGGGCGCGUGUACAAGGACGCGGAAGAGAGGCAGACCCGUUUCGAGAUAUUUAAGGCGAAUGUACUUGGCAUCGAGUCGUUCAAUCGGGCGAACGACAAGCCUUACAAGGUCGGUGUCAAUGGGUUCGCCGACCUUACCAGCGAAGAGUUUAAGGCGAGGAACCAAUUCAAGUCGCACAUGUGCUCCACCGAGGCCGCUUCUUUCAAGUACGGAAACGUCACCGCGGUGCCUUCUAGCAUGGACUGGAGAAAGAAAGGAGCCGUGACGCCGGUUAAGAACCAAGGCCAAUGUGGAUGUUGUUGGGCUUUUUCAGCCGUGGCGGCUGUGGAAGGAAUUAAUGGAAUAACCACGGGGAAGUUGAUUUCUCUCUCCGAGCAAGAGCUGGUCGACUGCGACGUCGGUGGCCAGGACCAGGGAUGCGAAGGCGGCUGGAUGGAUAGCGCGUUCCAAUUUGUCGAGAAGCACGGCCUCACAACCGAGGCGAACUAUCCCUACAAGGGCACGGACGACAAAUGCAAUAUCAAAUCGGAAUCGAACCGUGCCGUGAUGAUAAAGGGCUACGAGGACGUUCCUGCCAGCAGCGAGGGCGCAUUGCUAAAGGCAGUCGCUAAUCAGCCUGUUUCCGUGGCCAUCGACGCCGGGGGAUUCCAGUUCCAGUUCUACUCUAGCGGCGUGUUCACCGGCGCUUGUGGGACCGAAUUGGACCAUGGUGUUACCGCCGUCGGAUACGGGACUAGUGAUGAUGGCACCAAAUAUUGGCUGGUAAAGAAUUCGUGGGGCGGGGAAUGGGGAGAGGAAGGAUACAUAAGGAUGCAGAGAGAUGUCAGUGCUAAGGAAGGCCUCUGCGGCAUCGCCAUGAAGGCCUCCUAUCCUACCGCGUAGACUUGAAUGAUGGAAUCAACAUAUCUGUGUGUACUGUAAAAAAAUGGUGAAGGUUUCCAGUUCAAGACCUUGUUGUAUACCUAUGUUUGACAUGUUGCAGAAGUAUAUGUAUAUGUACAAGCUGUGUGUCUUCAAGAAGUUAUGUUUGA
Molecule: messenger RNA, 1181 nt
Organism: Rhodamnia argentea
Lineage: Eukaryota; Viridiplantae; Streptophyta; Magnoliopsida; Myrtales; Myrtaceae
Product: senescence-specific cysteine protease SAG39
Exons: 2
Coding region: 10-1032 (340 amino acids)
Cellular component (GO): lysosome
Molecular function (GO): cysteine-type endopeptidase activity
Source: RefSeq, a predicted model, not a curated record